Cydia strobilella is the source of this 805-nucleotide messenger RNA. RefSeq lists its product as uncharacterized. Lineage: Eukaryota; Metazoa; Arthropoda; Insecta; Lepidoptera; Tortricidae. The record is from RefSeq and is a predicted model, not a curated record. Bases 188 to 805 code for a protein of 205 amino acids. The transcript is spliced from 4 exons.
AUCUAUAACAAUGUGGGUAUUAUGUGCACGCAAUAUUGUUGCUGACUGAUAUGUUGUACAACAUGACAUGCAAACGUAUUACUUGCUGCGAUCUCAAAAACCAUAUCACAAUCACUGAUCAAAAACAGCGGACACGUGGUUUCUAGAUGUUUAUCGCGCAUUCUAUAUAAGGUUUAGUACAGGUAAAAUGACACUAUUAUUUCUGAUCCUAGAUAAUUUAUUUGUUGGUCAAAGAAUGAAGUGCGAGUACAUUGCGGUGAAAACAUUAUAUUUAUUCGUAACUUUAUUUGGAACUACUAAGGGAGAUGAAUGUUACCGUGCAGAAUUUUCAGAAGAUGUCUGGCCCUGUGCCGAUUUUGACAAUGAGGUCAUGAAAUGCGACCCUCUCGAGCUUGGUAUGGUGGAUGGAAAGGAGGGGGAAUUGGGCUUGCAAGGAAUGAUCGGAAUUGAUGCCGAAAUAGAGAAUGGAACAAUGAUGAACAUCGAAAUAUGGAAAAUCACGGAUAUUGGAAAGGAAUACCUGUACCAUACUCAGGGUGAGAUAUGUGGCAGUUUAAAAGACGAGAACACACCGUGGUUUCCUUUGAUUGAUGCAAUGAAGAUAAAAGAAUGCCCUAUAGCAGUGAAAAAUUAUGAAGUAAAAAAUUUGGUAAUCAAUUUGGAGUACACCAAGAAUAUUUUGAACCAUGAAAUGUGCGGCGCAUAUGUUGCGCGAAUGUUCAUGACGAAAGAAGUAGAUCAGAUAUCUUGUCACGAGCUAGGAAUUUUUAUAAGUGGAUACAGUUGCGAUAAAACUGAAGACUAA